This is a messenger RNA of Talaromyces rugulosus, 624 nucleotides long. RefSeq lists its product as uncharacterized. The record is from RefSeq and is a predicted model, not a curated record. Bases 1 to 624 code for a protein of 207 amino acids. The transcript has 4 exons. NCBI's taxonomy places the organism in Eukaryota, Fungi, Ascomycota, Eurotiomycetes, Eurotiales, Trichocomaceae.
AUGACUUCACCAGGUGGCGCAGGGGUUCUUAAUCUAGGCGGAAACUGGGUUAUGGACAAGGCCAAAUCAACUGGCCUGGAUGCAGUUCUCACAUUGCAAGGAAUAGGCUGGUUAACAAGAAAGGCCGUCACCGCAUCGACGGUCAAUCUGAAGAUCACACAGGGAUCGCAUGCGGAUACGGAUGGUGUGGAGUCAACUGAAUGGAUCACGCUCGAGCAAGUUUUAACCGGGGGCUUACGAGGGGCACCUGAGGUGCGUUCGUUGAGUUGGGCUGAUUUCAAACACGACGACACUCUCUUCGGCCCUGUCAUCGUUCGGAGCCACUAUGUCCCAGGUGCAAAGAAACCAGACGGGAGAAUUUAUCCAGUUCUCGAAGUCCAGACCCAAGUUGACCGAUUCAACAUCGAGUCCUGGCUGACUGCGGCGGUCAUCACCGACCAGAAAACCGAUAAUUUGGAGAAGGCUUUCAUGCACGACUACAUCUGCAGUGUCAGCACUGGAUGGACGGCUGAGCAGGUCUGGGCACUGGAAACCACUGAGGAGGGAACUCUUUUGACUCGCAAGGUUGCAGUCGUGAAAGGGUUUUCUACUGAAACUGCCCAUGUCUUCUACAAACGUCAAUAA